Nicotiana attenuata is the source of this 1497-nucleotide messenger RNA. Its product is annotated as pathogenesis-related protein 5. Lineage: Eukaryota; Viridiplantae; Streptophyta; Magnoliopsida; Solanales; Solanaceae. The coding region runs from base 321 to 1295 and encodes 324 amino acids. The record is from RefSeq and is a predicted model, not a curated record. Gene Ontology annotation, biological process: defense response. The transcript is spliced from 4 exons. Gene Ontology annotation, cellular component: extracellular region.
CCCCCUCGACCGCUAAACUACACUUUUGGGUUAUGUUAAGAGGGUUCAAAACUUAGUAUAUAGAGGUAAAAAUCAAAUUUUGCCAUAUAUAUAGUGUAAUUUUUCGGCGAUCCGCCCCCUAAAUCCGCCCCUGAAUACAACUAUUUACACCCAACUCCACUCCUACAUCACUCUUCUUCUAUUUAAAGCCUUAACUAGCAUCUCAUAAACCCCUUCUCUCUCUCUCUCUCUCUCUCUCUCAUAAAUUUGCAUGCACUCUACAGAAAAACAACAAAAUAAAAAUAUAGAUAUCCACGUAGGUCUGACUCAUUUUUCUACAAAUGGACUCUAGAUUUUCUUCUUCCUUCAUUUUUAUCAUCUUCAUUUUCGUCUGCUCCCACAGAGGCAUUUCUGGUGCUAGUUUUAAUUUAAUAAACAGAUGUGGUUACAACGUAUGGCCUGGAAUAUUAGCCAAUGUAGGUAGCCAAAAACUGGAUAGUACCGGAUUCAUGCUUGCUCCAGGUGAUUCACGGGUAUUCCAAGCUCCACAAGAAUGGUCGGGUCGGAUCUGGGGCAGAACCGGUUGUAAUUUUGACGGUAACAACGGUCAAGGAAAUUGUGCCACCGGCGAUUGUGGCUCAAACCAAAUGGAAUGCAAUGGCGCCGGAGCAACUCCUCCGGCCACCCUUGCAGAGUUCACUAUUUUCUCCGGUACGAAGCAAGAUUUCUAUGAUGUUAGCUUAGUUGACGGAUACAAUUUACCAAUGGCAAUCCAAGCAGUUGGCGGGUCGGGUCCAUGUGAUACGACGGGUUGCGUGAAGGAUUUGAAUCGAAUGUGCCCGAAUGAGUUGCGGGUCGGGGAUGGGCAAGCAUGCAAGAGUGCAUGUGAAGCAUUUGGUAGCCCGGAAUAUUGUUGCAGCGGCGCGUAUGCUUCACCUUCCACCUGUAAACCGUCGAGCUAUUCAGCGAUGUUUAAAAACGCGUGUCCUAAAUCGUAUAGCUACGCGUAUGAUGAUCCUACGAGUACUUUUACAUGUACAGGAGCUGAUUAUACGAUUACAUUCUGCCCUUCAUUAACAAGUCAGAAAUCUUCACGAGAUUCUUCAAUGUCUUUGAGCGGCACCGGAAACGGCCAACCGGCCACCGGAACAGAUGGCGGAUCCGGUUCGGGUUCCAGUCCGCCGGAGGAUCCAUUUCCCUUUGGCAGUUCAUGGCUGCCGGAUUUUAUGACGGGAGACUCAUCAAGAUUUUCUUACUUAGACACAAAAAUGGCCUUUUUUAUCUUUUCUUUAAUUCACUUUUUAUUAUUGAUUUAAUAUUUGAUAUAGUCACGUCGGUUUUCUCCAAAUUUUUUGUAAAGCACAAUUUUUCAGGGUUUCACAUGUAUAGAGAGAUUAAUUUACAGAAUUAUUAUUCCAGUGUUCACUUUUGCUUUUGUACCUUUUUUUAGACAUCCAGAAAGAUCUGUAAGAUUCAGAAAACAAGAAAAAUUUAUUGAAUUUGAAGUUUCUUUUUUAA